Molecule: messenger RNA, 285 nt
Organism: Cylindrotheca closterium
Lineage: Eukaryota; Bacillariophyta; Bacillariophyceae; Bacillariales; Bacillariaceae
Source: the annotation of a GenBank genome assembly
AUGUUGACCCAACCCAAACUGCCCCAAAUUUCCAUCUCCACUCCUCCAACGAGCCAACCUUCCGCAGCGCCCUCAGCACACCACCGAUCCGCCCUACCUCCCGAUUCCCAGUACUACCAAUUCACUGACGCAGAGCAAGAAAAAUUUGGAGAGCUCCUUGAAGUCUCCGUCCAAGGUCGUUCGUCUACCCCAUCAAUGACCAAACGCGACCGCGAGGCCUGGGCAGCCACCAAACUCCCAUCCCCGGUUUUUCUUGCCGUCGCAACGUUAUUCAUGUUUGUUUAG